AUGGCGUUCACCAAUUUGGGACUCUUUUGGAUUAUUCUUGGAGUAGCAAUCGUAAGCGAAGCUCAGGCCACGUAUCCUCCAACGUGCGACUCAAAUGCCGUUUGCGUCGGAUAUUAUUCUGGAUUCAAUUGCUCCUGCAACAGUGGUUACAAAGGAAGCGAUGGGGGAUGUGUCAACAUCAAUGAAUGCGUAGAGACGCCACAAGUUUGUACAGAAAUUGAAACGUGCAACGAUAUUAUCGGGAGUUACAACUGCACAUGUGGUGAUAUUGACAUCAUUUGUCACGACCUUGCUGAUGCAUCAACGGCACCAAUGCAACUUCGUCGGUUCUCAUUUUGUAACCCUGAUGCUAACUGCAGCAAUACCGUGGGCAGUUACAGCUGCGCAUGCCAUGACGGUUUUGAAGGUAACGGUUUCUUUUGCAUCGAUCUGAAUGAAUGUGAUAUCGGAACGCAUGACUGCGUUCCCCGCUCACCUGUAACAAUAACACGAGGUAGCUUCGAUUGCGUUUGUGGCGAAGACGGCUACUGUCACGAUAAUGGAUAUUGCGUUAACCUCGAAAAUUCAACCUUCUGUGUGUGCAAAAUUGGAUACAUUGGAAACGGCGUUUUGUGCGGCGAUGUAGAUGAGUGUGAAGCCGAAAAUGAUUGUCAUUCGAAUGCAUCAUGCAAAAACACAGAAGGAAGUUACAGAUGUAUUUGUAAAGAAGGCUACGGAGGAGACGGAAAGGAAUGUAAUUUUGCGAGUGUAACUUCAAUUUCCAUCGGAUUGUUUGUGCUUAGUGUUACAUCUUCAAUGCUUUCUUAUGGCUCUAGCUAAGAUUAUUAAAAAUAGUUAUACAGUUGUACAAUAGUUUUUAGAUAAUAAUAUUAAAUACACUGUUAUAGUAUAUUACACUUCAAAGACAACUGUUAGAAUUCUCGUGGGGAUUGGAUUUUUGGUUUCUAUGAUUCGGGUAUGAUUAACAAUCAAUUGAUAAUAGAUUAUUGAAACUUAUGAUUUUAUUUUAAUAUAACGCGAUUUAUUAAUAUUUCCAAUCUGAUAUAUGCUGAACAGUGCAUUUAUAUUGCAGAAAUAUUUUUAUUGGGCAAAAAAAUCCUAGUUGAUAAU
Messenger RNA from Styela clava, 1110 nucleotides. NCBI's taxonomy places the organism in Eukaryota, Metazoa, Chordata, Ascidiacea, Stolidobranchia, Styelidae. The record is from RefSeq and is a predicted model, not a curated record.